Messenger RNA from Racocetra persica, 1788 nucleotides. Lineage: Eukaryota; Fungi; Glomeromycota; Glomeromycetes; Diversisporales; Gigasporaceae. The record is from the annotation of a GenBank genome assembly.
AUGGAUCUUGAUAAUAUUAUCAAAAUUGGAAACCAUAUUACUGUAUUCGCUCCAACAGACGAUUCAAUUACUAAAAAUCUUAAGCAUUAUGAGAGAGAGUUCCUUACCGGUAAUUGUGGUGGUGGUUACCGGGAUCUGGAUCGCCUUAUUAAACAUCAUUUACAUUAUGAGGAGGUCUUGUAUACGACAAAUUUUACUCGCGAAAAAUCAAAGGUGGUAACCCCUCAAGGUGAACCCCUUGAAGUUGUACGUGAUGAUAAUGAUGUUAUUCAUGUUGCAAAUGGCUUGAUCACCUAUAAAGAUUUGUUAGCGCAUAAUGGUGUCAUUCAUGUAAUUAGUAACAUCUCGGUUCCUAAUGCAAUUUCUUUCAAUGCGCACAAAUACCUUUGUGGGUUGAGAGCCACCAAAUUUGUUUCUGCACUUAUCAAAUAUCGUUUACAUCAUUAUAUCGAAGAUUUAGAGACUCCUUAUACAAUUCUUGCCCCACAAGAUGAUUACUAUGACGGCAGUAUUUUUGAGAAUUUGGGAUCCGAUACUUUGAAAUACCAUAUUCUGCCCGGAAAAUAUAAAAUUCACGACUUUAAAGAUAAAAUGCUUGUCAAAACCGAAUUGAUAACUGAAGAACUGAGGAACAAGAGUCAAAGAAUCAGUGUCUCUGUUAAAUCAACAUGGGCCAAUGAACAAAAAAGAGAUAUCCUUCUUGCAUUCAAUGAUGUUUAUGUUAUCGGGGAUCCAGUGGAGGUUGGCAAUUCCAUAAUUUAUAUGUUGUCAAAAACUUUGAAAACUCCUGUUGAUAUUAUAAGUAGUGCCAUGCGUAAUAGACAGCUUAGUAACUUUGUUUCGGCUAUUUAUGCAAGUGAUAUGUUAUCAACCGUUGAAUCAAGCAAAGGUGUCACGGUGUUUGCUCCAACUAAUCUCGCUUUUAGCAAUCUUGAUCUUCUCAUUCCCUACUUUUUGAGCCCUUAUGGUAAAGAUGAUUUGCGUGAAGUUGUCAUGUUUCAUAUGUUGAAUGAUACUGUGUAUACUGAAGAUAUUCCCCAAGGAGAAUCACAAUAUACUGCGAUUGAUGGUUCCCCGUUGAACAUUACGCGUAAUGAAGAUCAUAUUAAAGUUAAGAUCGAAAAUGGUACUGCAGAAGUUACUCAGAGAGAUAUUCUUACUUCAACGGGUGUCAUGCAUGUAGUCGACGCUGUACAAUUGCCACCAACAUUACACAUCACAGUGGGUAAAAUUCUCAACGGGAUUGGUGCUACUAGCAUGUUGGAAGUUUUCAAGAUUUCAAAUCUAUCAGAAAUUCUUAGUGAUCCAGUAGAACCAUUCACUAUUUUUUCACCCACUAAUGAUGCGUUUAGAAAAAUUAAUAUUACGAAAUUAAUGAAUGAUCCAGAUAGAGUCUCCCGCUUAAUCAGAUUACAUGUUAUACCGCACAAUGUUGGCAAUCUAAGGGAAGGUAAAGAACUUAAUACUAUGUUAUCUGAUGACGCGAAACUAGUUGUAAGGAAAGAUAUCAUAUUUGGUGGUUACAAAAUAGAAGUUAAGGGUGGUUUCUUUGAGGAUAGUGCUAGGAUACUUGGCAAAGGUGUAGCUUGGAAUGGUGGUGCGGUAUACGAAGUUGAUAAAGUAUUGAAGCCAGAACGUACUUUUCCGCAUAUUGGACGUCUGUUCUUUUUCGUUGUUUUAGGAUUAGUGGCAUCUAUAAUUCUAUGCACAUUGGGUGGUUAUAUCUGGCACCACUUGUAUCUUUAUCGAAGACGUGUUGGAUAUACACCAAUCGGUCCAACUGAAUAA